Molecule: messenger RNA, 413 nt
Organism: Strongylus vulgaris
Lineage: Eukaryota; Metazoa; Nematoda; Chromadorea; Rhabditida; Strongylidae
Source: the annotation of a GenBank genome assembly
AUGAUUGAAGGGGACUUUUGGUCGUUCUCAAGUGAGACUGGUCGGUUUGCUGUCUCCUGCGAUCCCGAUAUUCGCUGCUUCUCCAUCGCGGAUGACAAUAUCUUUGCAUGUUGCCUCCAUUCCGACGGUGUUGUCUUGUCACCUGCACAUAUCAUGAAAACUGUAAAUGCCUCACAUUCCGAGGAGGAUAAGGAAAAUAUGUUCGUUGAAAAGUCGCAUAAUCACGCAUUGGAUGUUAUUGUCGAAAACCGGCAGUAUCUGCGAUUUCGUCAGUGCCGCGAUAAUGCUGCGGUGAUUACGGUAAUCGGACUAAACUUUUCAUUUCGGGUCUUUAUCCAAAUCCUCCCAGAUGAAACCAAAUCGUAUGAAAAUUCAGAAAAAGUGAAAAUAUUUGGAGUUUUUUUUUUUUAAAU